Messenger RNA from Magallana angulata, 3901 nucleotides. Its product is annotated as major facilitator superfamily domain-containing protein 8-like. The coding region runs from base 436 to 2076 and encodes 546 amino acids. Gene Ontology annotation, cellular component: lysosomal membrane. Lineage: Eukaryota; Metazoa; Mollusca; Bivalvia; Ostreida; Ostreidae. Gene Ontology annotation, molecular function: transmembrane transporter activity. The transcript is spliced from 10 exons. The record is from RefSeq and is a predicted model, not a curated record. Gene Ontology annotation, biological process: transmembrane transport.
AGUACAUGAGCAUACUUAAUAGACCAAUACGUGCACAGUUAUCUUGUGCUUGUUGUUGUUUGCUGAAUUUUAUCAGUGAGUGUUGUCAACCAGUAGAAAUUAAGCCUGUCACAUGAUUAAAUGGCCCCUUAUCUACCUGCAUUCUAGAGAAUGCGUAAAUGAACUUUGUCUCACAAUAGGGAUCUGAGUGCAUUGCUAGUUCUAGGUAAUGUACGAGUGACUGAAACGACACAUAUUUGUGGCUGGAUUGAUGCCUUCAACAAUAUUAUGGAAGUUUAUAUGACUGUAUAUUCACCACUCUCCAAAGAGAGGAAAAAAAUUGUUUAAAUUCUACUUGAUUUUUCUGAAUUUGGUAAAAUUUUGUUAUUGCUGAUUUUGCUCUGUAUGUUUGUUUGUUAAUGCCAUAAUAGAAGACUGAGAUCUGUUGAAUUUUUUAUGGUUAUCAUGGAUAAUAAUGGGAUCUCUGUUAUAUCUGUCAAAUAUUUUGCUCAAAAUGGGAAGAUAGAAGGAAUUGAAGAUCUUAAAGAUAAAUGCACAUCUAAUGGCAGUGUGUUCAUUGAGAACCCCCUUGUUCGGCGGAGUCGAUGGAGGUCAAUACGAGUCAUGUACCUCACCAUGUUUCUCAGCAGUGUGUCAUUUUCCAUUUGCAUGUCCUCAAUAUGGCCAUAUCUAAAACUGCUUGAAUCCAGUGCAUCCACUGAUCUCUUGGGCUGGGUGGUUGCUUCUUAUAGCAUAGGGCAGCUGAUUGCCUCCCCUGUCUUUGGGAUGAUGGCUAACUGCAUGAGGAAAAGCAGGGAGCCACUUGUUAUUUCCCUGAUCAUUAACAUCUUGGCUAACAUCUUGUAUGCUUAUCUGGAGGACAUCAAGACCCAUAGAGUUGUGUUCCUGAUUGCAGCCAGGGCACUGAUUGGGUUUGGAGCAGGAAAUGUUGCUGUAGUGAGGUCCUACCUGUCAGGUGCCACCAAUCUGAAGGAGAGAACCUCGGCCAUGGCCAAUCUCAGCGCUUUCCAGGCCAUUGGAUUUAUUGUAGGACCAGGAAUUCAGACAGCCAUGGUUCCAAUAGGUUACCCAGGACCAGUCCACAUGUCUGGGCUGCGGAUCAAUCUGUACACUGCGCCGGCAUUCCUCAGUGCUCUUGUGGGCAUCCUCAAUCUCCUUCUGCUGUUUUUGGUGUUCAAGGAGCACAGGGUUCUGGAUGAAGAGUACAGUCAUAGUAUUCAGGACCCAGGUAGAGAAGAAAUCCCAGACUACAAACCCGAUAAGAUUGCCGUUGCUUCCUCAAACAUCAUCUUUUUUGUGGUUUUGUUCAUCUUUGCUGUCUUUGAAACCAUUGGAACUCCUUUAACUAUGGACAUGUAUGCCUGGACUCGUGCUCAUGCCACCCUCUACAAUGGCAUCAUAUUGGCUGUUGGCGGGGUGGUAGCCAUAUUGGUGUUCAUAGUCAUCAAGAUACUCUCCAAAUGGGUCAAUGAGCGUUUGUUAUUAAUUGGUGGUCUCAUUUGCUGCUUUCUGGGAUUUUUUGUGUAUCUUCCUUGGGGUAAUGAUUACCCCUCCUCCCAAAUGGCCAACAUUGGGCCAGAGCACCAACUUCCAAAGAAUGGUUCCUGGUUUACCGUUAUCCCUUCUGAUAAGACGAUUCCUCCCCAUUACAACCAGUCUACUACUGCUGCCCCUGGGAACAGUUCAGGGAGUGGUUCAGAGGCCACUGGGUGUCCUGAUGCCUACCAGUGGUGCUCGUACACCCCUAUUGUGACACUAUCUCAGUUUCUUUGUGGCACAGCUCUCAUUUGUAUAGGAUACCCAACAGGAAAUGUUAUGUCUUAUGCCUUAUUCUCCAAAAUUCUUGGACCCAAGCCACAGGGUACGAUGAUGGGGAUCCUCACAGCCUCGGGAAGUCUUGCUCGCACAGUAGGACCAAUUUUCGUCAGCCUGAUUUACCACGCUUUUGGCCCCAGAGUGACAUUUGUGUCCAUGUGUGGGAUGACACUGAUUACUGUGAUCUUUGUUGGAUUUGUGUACAAACGUCUUGUGCCGUUCAAAUUCGAGAAGGGAGUGGAACCCCCAGAUCAACGUUAAGAGAGAACUGCAUGUAAACAUACAGAGCUCAGGGGCAUGUUUCCUAUUACAUUUAUCAUCCUUCAUCAGUCUCAGUCCACUGAUUUAAAUUAACAUUGAUACAUAUUCAUUGAUACUCAUUUACUGACUCCAAUUAUAGCUUUCAUUCCAAUUAACAUAUCAAAAGACGCACUCAUGCUGAAAAUUUGAUAGAUUAAUGCCAGUGCAUUUAUAUAUGCACUGUACAAACAUGUAGAUCUUUUUGUGCUUGAGAAAUGCUCAGUUUUUCUUGUAAAGUAGUUUAUAUACAGGGUGCCAAAGAAAUAUUGUUGAAGCUUAUAACUUGAUGUUGGUAUGUUUUUAAAAAAAAAGAAUGAAAUCAAUGUAACAAAUUUUUAUUUAAGUUAUAUAGAAUGAAUGUAGCUUUCUACUUUGACUUGUGAUAUGUUUAAUUUGUAAAAUACUCGGAAACUCUGUUUUUAAAUGUUAAAUAUUCCACAUACUUGUUCCUGAAGUGUAAUGAUCGAUGUAAAUCCAGCAAUCAAAUUAAUGUUGUUUUGUUCUCAGCUGUCUAACUUUCAGAGUAUUAUUGUCAUCAUAAAUAUAUAUCAGUUCCUUGCACAUCACAAACUAAUUGAAUUCGAAGGAAAUUUUAAUUUUUUUUUUGCAUUUUAUAAAGUUAUACUGGUAGUUAUUCAUUAAGCUUAUUAAUUUGUGUAGUUGUUGAAAAUAUAUGAAAGAAUGAGGUUUGUGAAAGCUAGGUUAACUGCAAGCUUCCUACAUGAAUUUGUGAUAUAUACCUCUAAGCCAAAGAACACUAUUACAUUUCAUAUAAUUAUAUACAAUAGUAAAAGCCAAAUUUGAGUUGAGUUUACUACUCAGUUCCAAUUAUAAAAGCCGAAUUGAUUUGAACAUAUUAUUUUCAGACAUCCAAAACUUAUGAAAAUUGAGGAUCUGACAUUGUUAAGGUGUAUGGGACACCUGUCGAUGUAAAUGUGGAUAAAAGUACAUUAUAAUCAUAAUACUUUCCUGGUUUUUAGAAUUUUCAAGUUUUAUAAUACUAGUAUUUGACCCAAAAAAGUGUUUUGUUUUGGAAAGGUAAAAAUAAAAGCCCAUGCGGGAUUCGAACUCAUGACAUACAGAUUCAUUACACAGUGAACGCUCUAACCCAUAUAGCACUACGCUGUUAGGUAACAAUUUUGGAAAAGAAAACAUAAAUUUUAUAAAACUUAUACUUAAAUAUUCAAUUUGUUAAUUAGAAGUUUGUCACAACAGGAAGGUGUCCCAUAAACCAAUACCUUAAAAUCCAGUUCUCUAUAUUUUUGCCAUAUGUGCUCAAUCAAAUUAUUUUAGAGACCUGUACAAUGUAUUUGAAUCAGUUUCCUAAUCAUUUGAAUUUUAGUGAAUAAGAAGAUGUAUUUGCAUAAACUGUAAUGAAUUACUCUGAUUUCUUAAACAUACACCAAAUGUUCUCCACAAUGUAAUAUUCAUACAGAGUUGAACUUUUUUGCUAUCCUAUAGGUUCAUGUAAGGAAAUCAUAUCGGUAUUUGCAAAUGUAAAUAUAGGUACAUACAAUCUGUAACAUGUACAGUAUUUAUGAAACAAUUAACUGUGAUAUUUUGUAUGGUGCUUGAUAACUCAGAACCACAUAAUGGCGUGAGACCAUUUGACCCCAUGCAUACAUGUUAACAUUAAUUAUAGAGCUUUAAAAUUCUUAGCUGCAUAUAAGUGGCUGGAUAUUAAUGGCAUGACAUUAUAUAUAUCAGCAUGAAUAUAUAAAGAACCAAUAUACAUUUACGUAAACAUGUAUCAUUGAUGGUUAUAGAAAUAAAGCGUUGAAUUGUU